Messenger RNA from Phyllostomus hastatus (greater spear-nosed bat), 1504 nucleotides. It is a transcript of the gene SMIM40, whose product is annotated as small integral membrane protein 40. The transcript has 2 exons. Lineage: Eukaryota; Metazoa; Chordata; Mammalia; Chiroptera; Phyllostomidae. Bases 930 to 1172 code for a protein of 80 amino acids. The record is from RefSeq and is a predicted model, not a curated record.
CCAGGUUUUUUGUUUCAUAAUGUGAACCCCUGUGGAAACGGCAAAUGAUAAUAUGAGUUGACUCUAAACAAAAUUGUGGCAUCAUUUGUACCAUUUUGGGUUAACAAAAUCUACCCAAGUAAAUAAGAUCUUCCUAUUAAGGUCAAAAUGAAGUUUAGGUAGGAGACCCUAAACGAUCCAGGUAUGAAGUCCACUACAACUUACACACUUCCUCCGAUGUCUGCGCCAUCACCACCACUUAUCCCAGGGGCUCCAGGCUUCCAUUUCUCUCACCGAACUUCAGGCCAGUGCUUGGGGAAUAGGGUCCAGAAAAAGCCUUCAAUCCCUGUUCUAAGACAACUUCUUGGGGAAUAUUUCCCACCAACAACUCAGACCAGGACCUCCCACGGAAAAAUCUCUCUCUUCCUUAUUGGCCCAACUGGUAAGUCCCAAUCAAACACUCUUGCUCUGCUGACCAAUGAUGGUCUUUGUUUCUCUCAUCUUCUUCCUCCCUCUCCCCCUUCUCCUUUUUCUUCUUCCUCCUUUCCUUUCUUUCUUUAUUCUUCUUUUUUUUAAAUAUUUACAAACCUCCCCUUGAACUCCUGCACCUGCUUGUUCCCACCAGCCUCUGUAGGAGAGUCCCACCCCUCACCCCCAACUACCUACUGUUAAUCUGGAAUGGACUUUAGAUCUUUGACUGACAUCGGCUCAAGAUAGCAAAUCAGAUCAUUUACAUUGCAUUAUAUAAUUAUAUGAUUGUUCCAAAGGCUCAGAGGCUCUCCUCUCCUGUUUCCCUCCCACUCUCUCUGUCUUUCUUUCUCUCAGGAAUUAGGGUCAAGCCAGGCAGGUGCAGGACUUUAAGCCACCCCAUCCCUUAAUCCUGGCAUUGCUGAGCAAGGGCUUCUAUCUCAGCCUCCCUGAUCCAGCUAGCUGCCAGACCAUAAAUUAGGAUGGCAGAGGAGGAGGGUGGUGUGGACAAGGAGGAUGUGUUCCUGGCUUUUGCCCAGGGUCCUACUCCUCCCAGGGGUACCCUACGUCGGGCCUUGGACAAGGCCUUCUUUAUCUUCCUGGCCAUUUUUCUGACACUGCUGAUGCUGGAGGCUCUUUGUAAGCUGCUAUGUUCUCUACCAUGGGCAAUGUUUGGGGACUGGCUCCUGGGAACACCUCAGAACGAGGAGGAGCUGGAGUUGUGACCACCUUUUCUAUAAACAUCCUCUUACUCUGCUAUGGAGCUCCCCCAAAGAUAAAGGAGACGAGACCCGAGGUAUUUCCCGAGGCUCAUUUCGUCUUGCAGCCCUCACAAUGGCAAUUUGCAGAUUCUCCUCAAGGUCCCUGUCACACAGGCCCAGUCCCUAGGCCCUGGCAAAGCACGGCUUCUAGGUCAUCACUGCCUGCGCCUAAGUGACUUCUCCAGAAUUGGACGGAGAACCGCCUAGGUUCCACCUAUUUGAUUGGUCAUUAGUUCUGUGGUGAUGCUUGAAAAGCAAAUCAACAAUAGCAAUAAUAACACAAUGUUUAGCGCGUU